CCCAAAAGGGGCGUUGAAGGCGGCUUAAGCGUAUUGCUUCGGAUGGCUCCGAUGCCUUGAGCUCAUGGAAGAGAACCCCUUUGGCAUGCGCUGGCCUGGCGAGGAGCGGCCGUCGCCACUCAGCCCCGCACUGUCGCCGGCGGCUUCGCCGGCGCCCAAAGCGGCGGUUCCCUUCGCGGUGCCUGCGGAGGAUGUGCUCAAAGAUCGGCGACAGAGCAAGCAGCGCGAGCUGGUGCAGCUGCAAGCGCAGCUUCAGCGGCUGAAGGACGGCGGCAUCGAUCGCCUCGCGGACUUGCGGCACUUUGUGGAGAGCGCGGAGCAGCUGAAAGCGGAGCUGCUACUGCCAGAUGCCCAACUAGACGCGCUCGGCUGGCCACGCAAAGACGUGGCGGAGCUGCAGGACGCUUUGAGACGCCUGGACCGCUGGGAUGAGCUGCUGCUCGAGGUACGGCAGCGGCUGCCCGCAGCCAGCGCUUUGGGGGGCCCAGCACUCUUGAAGCAGUUGGCGGAGGCCUGGGGGCAGCUGCCGAGCAGCAGCUGCUCCGAGCUGAGGGCCCGUGCCGCCAGCGGCGCCGGGUUGGUCUGCGCCUGGGCAGACCGCCUCAAAGAGGACGCGGAGGCCAACCCCGGGCUGCGGCAAAGCCUCGCAGCCGUCCUGUGCGACGCCCGGCUCCGGCCCAGCCUCCAAGCCCUUGGCGUGGACGUACCCGCCGGCUACGCGGCGGCGCCGGCGGAGCGCCCGGAGCGCCCGGCGCCGGGCGCUCCGGCGCGAGGAAGCGAGCUCCGAACGCCGCCGGAAGGGAAAGUGCCCAACGUCAAGGUUUCGGCCGAGGAUCCCUUCUUCAUUUGCUUGGCCAAGGGCGACGCUGCAGGUGCUGAGGCAGCCGUGGAGAAGCUGCGCGGUGCCCGGGCGCUGCCGCCCAAAAGCAGCGCCUUCUCAGCCGCUCUGGCGCAUGGCCUACCCGGGGUUGCCUGGCGUGUAUGGCAACGCUUUCCACCAGAACAUCCUUCAGGUGUUGAAGUAUCUGAGUGCGAUGCUUCCGGAGACUCGCUUCUGCACAGCAUCUGCCGGAGCAAGAAGUUCGACCGCAAAGCCUUCGAGCUUUUCUCCCAGCUGCUGCGCGCAGUGCCCGCAGAGCUGCGGUGUCACCGCAACGGAAGUGGUCAGAGCUUCCUCCACGUGGCGGCCGCCAGGCUGAACACCCAGAUCCUGGCCGCGUCCCUCACGGACUUUCCGGCGCUGGCCCCACUCUUUGCUCAGCAAGAUUCCGCUGGCGCGUCGCCUAUGUCAAUCUUGGCCAAGCAUCUGGCUGCCCGGGGCCGGCCACAGCCCCCGUGCACGGAGCAGAACAAGGCCUUCGAAGCGCAUACGCCCAGCGGCGCGGAGGUGGAGGUGGAAGUUGAGGACGAAGUCUCUGGCAAGGUGUGUCUUAGGUUCAAGGAGUCGGUGCUACGCCUCUCUCAGCGCUGCAGCGAGGAGAUGAGGACGCAGUCGGCCAAAGUGAAGGUUGACCCCGGUGUUUGCCGAAGUGCCCGGGCAGUCAGCGAAGCCUUGAAUUUUCUUACCGGACAGCCCCUCACGCUCUCGGAGAGCCGCGAGCUCUGGCAGCUUCUCAGCUUCUCCGUGAGGUACCGACUCCCUCGGGAGCUGCGGCAGCACGCCAGCGCGGCGUUGCUUGACCGCUUGAAGGACAAGGAGAGCGCGGCAGUACUGCCCAUGUUGGUCCGCGGCGGCCAGGCCGCCGGCCUCACGGCGCCGGAGCGGCGCUACGUGCUGUACUGCAUGCUCACCUCCCCGGAGGCGUUGGCCUCUGCUGGUCAUUCAGAGGGGGGUCUUCAGAGGCAAUCCAAGGUGCUUCUGGCCGCGCUGGCCGAGCUAAGCAGCAAGCCGGCACCAGGCGCAGGCGGCGCCGGCGGCGCCUCAGGCGGCGCAGGUGUUUCUAGUGGACGAGCUAUGGACGUGCCGUUGAACGGGAUGAAGCUGAGGUCAGAGUAUGAGCGAGCUCACAAUUCCCCGGAUCUUUGCCCUGUCUUCGAUUGAG
This is a messenger RNA of Effrenium voratum, 2042 nucleotides long. The record is from the annotation of a GenBank genome assembly. NCBI's taxonomy places the organism in Eukaryota, Dinophyceae, Suessiales, Symbiodiniaceae.